Pyricularia oryzae 70-15 is the source of this 1859-nucleotide messenger RNA. RefSeq names its product tubulin-specific chaperone C. Lineage: Eukaryota; Fungi; Ascomycota; Sordariomycetes; Magnaporthales; Pyriculariaceae. Bases 663 to 1718 code for a protein of 351 amino acids. The transcript has 4 exons. Gene Ontology annotation, biological process: post-chaperonin tubulin folding pathway; tubulin complex assembly. Gene Ontology annotation, molecular function: tubulin binding. The record is from RefSeq and is a predicted model, not a curated record. Gene Ontology annotation, cellular component: cytoplasm.
CACCCACUGCAAGUGAGAACCGGGGGGGGGGGGGGAGCGGGGGAAACGGGCCUGGUUUUGAUUUCAUCUCUCCGCACCCAUAGAAGCCGAAGACAAGUCGCCGUAAGGGAGAGAGAAAAACCAGUGGAAACAGACGUGGUUUGGACGUGUUUUGCUUUCGAAAAAAAGCGAACAGACUCAUAUUCGGAAAUCUUCUCUGUCAAAACUUUUCUUUUUUUUUUUCGUCGUGACUGGUUCUUUUGGUAUGCCGGCUGUCUGAAAUGUUCAAAGUUCUUGACCACUUAUUAUUGAACACGCACGAUUGUACAAACAAACAGCAUAGCGGCUUAGGAUUUUGACUGUUUUUUGUCGACGCACAACUGGAGGGUGAUUUGACACAAGAAAACAAGUCUUGAGCAACAGCUUUUCUAAAUCUUGAGCCAGUCUAGCUGGAGACGACGCAUCUUUCUUUGUCGCAAAGCUUUUUGCCACUCGUCAGAGUCAAAUCUGGUCAGCUGUGUCCGACGGGUGAAAUCUGGUUUAAAUAUAACCAGUACCAACUCGGCUCGUUCUCUCUGUUCGUGCUGAACCCACACAGAGGCACCUCCUACCACCUGACACGCCCCAGGAUUGGUCACCACCCGCUGUAACUCUUGAACGCGCCAAAAGGUACCUACGAAACCAUGGAUCCAGCAAGAUUUUAUCACCAGGUUGAGCAGCGCGUGAUAGAGUUACAGGACCAGAUCAGCCAGCUUGGCUCCAUCGCCACGGUGGGAGGCGAGCGUCUGGAUGCCACGGAGGCCAUCCAGGCCGAUAUUGCCAACCUCACAAGGCGGGUGGCAGAUGCGUCAGACAAGCUGCCUCCGUAUGACCAGAAACAUUAUGCAGAGGCCAUCAAGCGCCUCACAGAAAUGUUGAAUGAGGAACUUGCUCGUCUCCACCCAAAGCCCCGGUUCAAGUUCAAGCCGCGCACGGCCUCUGCCAUCACGUCCGAUCCGAAGAAUGAUCCUCGCCUGCUGCGGGGCACAAAUACCAGCGGGCCCGAUGCGGAGGCGACGGAAGACGUAGUAGGGGCACUGCCAAACGUUCCUGGGGGAAAGAGCUACAACGACGACAUAUCGCGACCCAGCGGCACGAGCGGGAUCCGAAAGCCCAGCUUUUCAGCCGCGCGCACCGUAGACAUCCGUGACCACGAAGGAUUGCACAUAAUUCUGCCCCUAACGGCAGCCAAGGCUACGAGCUCUGGCAGCCUGCAGAACAUGCGGAACUGUGUCGUCGACAUGUCAGAGCCCGCAGCUGGGAAGGCGUCGUUCGCCAACCUGGCAAUCCGUGAGGUGGACCGUUGUCUAGUCGUCGCGGGCAACGUCAAUGGGCCAGCGCACAUCACGGGCGUGAGGGAUAGCGUCUUGGUCGUGUCGGCACGGCAGGUGCGUAUACACGAGUGCCGCAACGUCCGUAUGUAUCUGUACUGUUCAAGUCGGCCGAUUAUCGAGGACUGCGAGGGGAUGAAGUUUGCCCCUAUCCCGGCUUCUCACUUAUCGCAGGAUCAAGACCCUACCAAAAACCAAUGGGAUCAAGUCGACGAUUUCAAGUGGCUUAAGGCGGACCACUCUCCGAACUGGGCCAUUCUGCCCGAAGAGGAAAGGUUGUCCGAAGACAUUUGGAAUGGGACCGUGAAGGGACGGCCAGGGUUGGGACCUAAGGAUAUCCUGAGGGAAACAGGGGUGUUGGUAGACUGAUUGCGUGUUUUGGGCGUGGAAAAAGUGAUGGUGGCAGAAACAGGAUGAGUUUUCAACCCUCGGUUGCAAGGCUGGGAUGAAAACAGCGACCUGAAUCGGCGGCCAUGCAAUGAUAGAAAAUCAAAACGUCGAAGUCGUGCA